UUUUAUUUUAUUAAAUUUUUUUUGCUGAAAAACAUUUUGAUUUUAACGUUUUUUUUCAAAUUAACAAUGGCAACUGAUGAUAAAUCUGAUGAUAAGAAAUCAUUGAUUCUUAAAUGGUUAACACAAUGGCGUGAUCAAUCUCGACAACAUGGUAGUAAAUUAGAAUAUGUUUAUGGCAAGGCAUUAAAAACUCUUCGUGAACAUCCUCAUCCAAUAAGUUCUUGUGAUGAUUGUAAAAAAUUAAAAAAUUUUGGACCAAAAAUCUGUGAAAAAAUUAAUAAAGAAUUUACCAAACUUAAUAAUACUGGUGAUGAUCGUUUAUUAUCUAAAACAGCCGUUUCCAGUCAACAAUAUUCACCAAAACGUACAUUAACCGAUAUUUUACCUGUUGCUGUUCGUCCUAAACGUCCAUUGAUAUGUACUCCUAAACAAUCAGCAAAUAUUUUUGCCAAAAAUAGUCCACCAGUUAAAAUCACGAAAACAGCAACACAACGAAAUGUAAAAAAUUGGGUUCCAACUCCCGGUCAAACACCAUUUGCAAUUUUAGUUGCAUUACUUCGACGUCAUUUAGAAUUCGAUGAUAGCCGAGUAAAUAAAUUGGAUCUUCAAGAUAUGGCCGAACUUUAUACGACAACACGACCAUUGAUUUUAACUGCCGCAUUGAAUUCAUUGAUUCAUCGACGACAAUUAGUCGACAAAACUUCUGAUCGAAAUGCUAGAUAUUUUCUUACCGAUAGUGGACGAAAAUUGGCCAUACAAUUAGCGAAACAAUGUCCUAUGCUAAAGGAUUUUGUUGCUCGUUUCCUUAACGAUAAAAAUAAUCUCAUUACUAAUUAUUUCGAAACCCGAGAUUGCACCGAAUCGAUUCAAACUCCAUGUCAGAAUUUUAUUCUUGAAGCCGGUACCUAUGACAUAGUACUUUGUAUUGAUACUAGAGAACGAUAUUCUGAUAGAAAUGGUACUCAAAAUCGAACUGCAUUUCCAGUGGCUCUUCAACAAAAAGGUAUACUUAUCGAAAUUCGUACCCUUCCGUUGGGUGAUUUUGUUUGGAUAGCUCGAGAGAAAAUUCAAACAUCAACCGAUUCAAACAAUCAAACUAUUGUUCAACAACAACAACAACAAAAAAAAGUUCGCCGUGAAUUAGUUCUCGACUACAUCAUUGAACGUAAACGUAUUGAUGAUUUGGCUAGUUCGAUAAAAGGUCAUCGAUGGAAUGAACAAAAAUUUCGUUUACGAAAUUCUGGCAUACGUAAUCCAAUGUAUUUAAUCGAAUAUUUUGGAAAAAAAUCUCGUAAACAAGAUCAUGGUUACCUAUCGGCAGCCACACUUGAACAAGCCAUUUCGAAUUGUGAAAUCGAUGGAUUCGAAAUAAAACUUACCGAUAGUUUCGAUGAAACCGUACGAUAUUUAGCCAACAUGUCACGAUCAUUGCAAUGUUAUUAUCAAAAUAAAUCAUUACUUUCUUGUCAAGAUAAAAAACAACUUGGACGUACCUGUGCAAAAGAUUUUGUCUACAUGACAUUCAAUGAAUUUGUUACAAAUUCAAGUAAAAUAACCAUAUUUACAGCUAAAGAAAUGUUCAUCAAACAUUUAUUACAGAUACGUGGUUUAUCAAUGAAAAAAGUUGAAACUUUAAUCAAAAAAUUUCCAACCAUUCGUUCACUUUUUCAAGCAUAUUCCAUGUUAAAACAUGAUGAUGAUAGUAAACGUGAAAAUCUAUUGACAAAUUUAAAAUGUGAUUCACUUUCAGGCACACAAGAUCGUCGUCUAGGUCCUGUGUUGAGUAAAAAAAUUAAUUAUUUUUACAAUUGAUCUCUCUAUUGAUUUUGACAUUUGAUGAUGAAUAUAUUUUUUUAUUGUUUAUUCUUAAAAAAAAAGAUUUUUUGCAUUAAAUGAACAUUGAUAA
Molecule: messenger RNA, 1906 nt
Organism: Dermatophagoides farinae (American house dust mite)
Lineage: Eukaryota; Metazoa; Arthropoda; Arachnida; Sarcoptiformes; Pyroglyphidae
Gene: mus81
Product: mus81 structure-specific endonuclease subunit
Biological process (GO): resolution of meiotic recombination intermediates; double-strand break repair via break-induced replication; mitotic intra-S DNA damage checkpoint signaling
Cellular component (GO): nucleus; Holliday junction resolvase complex
Molecular function (GO): 3'-flap endonuclease activity; DNA binding; crossover junction DNA endonuclease activity
Source: RefSeq, a predicted model, not a curated record